Messenger RNA from Symbiodinium natans, 1008 nucleotides. Lineage: Eukaryota; Dinophyceae; Suessiales; Symbiodiniaceae. The record is from the annotation of a GenBank genome assembly.
AUGGCACAACGUAGCCCUCUCCCGGACACGGCUCCAAUCUCCGACGUGGUGUUCUUCACGGCCCUGUUCAACAUCGUUUGUAACCAGCAAAACAGGCACGGGAGCUUGGGUGCUCGGAUCUUCUGCGGCUGGUCUUUCGACCCAGAGAACCCCGAGCGAAUGCCUGCCAGGGUGCAACUCUACAACAUGAUUGUGCCCAUCUUCACCGCCAUCUGGAAUAUGGUUGGUCUCUACUGGGUCGGGCGCGCUCGGCGUCACAUGCAUGAGCAUGAUGAGCCGAGCGCAGGGAAAAACAGCACGCUUCCGGCUGUGGACGCGGACGCCAGCGACUUGCCGCGGUGUAAGGAGGUCGCUUCUGGCCUUGUAGCUGCCAUCCACGCCUAUGCUAGCUUCAAUCUCCUCUACUCCUUCUUCAUCCUCAUCGGCGUGGCCGGCUUGUCCCAGAUCCUUUUCUGGCUGGCGAGGCGAGGCCUCAUCCGGAUGAAUGAUGCCGCCCCACCGGGUUCCUUGGAGCGGAAUACGGAGGUCGUGACCUUGGACGAUCCCGCCUUUGUUGAGCAGACGCAGUGCUCGAUCUGCCUGGAGGAUUUCGCGGCGGGUGACGUGCUUGUGAAGACGACCCGCGCUGAGGGAUUUCGAAAACUCUUUGGGGCUGAGUACAGAACGAGGGAAGGGCCUUUUGUGGGUGGUGAGAAGCCCGGCCCAGGAAGCAGUGCGGCCAUGUCUUUCACAAGGAGUGCUAGGGAGCGCCGAUGGAUGAUUCCGGAUGCGCUCUUGGAUGGACUUGAUUCCCGACCAGCGAGCUACUUGUACCAGUACCAAGUACCAAGAUUGGUUGGAGAGAUCCUUUCCGCAAAGUUUGAGGAUGAUCGCAGUUGCCCCACUUGCCGCCCCGAAGACGAGCUCGAUGCAAGAGUCCAGCCGCUCUUGCCGCCGUCGCCUAGUGCGGACUCUUGCGACCCGAGCUUGCAAGCUCGGUUCAGCGCCUGCCGUCCGGCUGCCUGCUGA